AAGGUCCACGGUUACCUCCCGAAGAGAUCAUAUCAAGCCAGAAUGUAGGACACCCUGUCUAUGUGAAUUGCAAUUUUCUCUGCUUCAGUGUAUCAAAAUGUGUUGGAUUUAACUUCAGAGCGAAAACCAAAGCUAUAAACUGUCAACUGACUAACACCACUAAGAAAAGGAACUAUAAAGAAGCGGACGAAUGGACGUUGUAUCUGGAUGUCGAUGCCGUACGUAUAAAAUUGGCAAACAUUAGAAGAAAAAACAUAAAAACAAUUAUCUUGCUUUCAUAUUUGUUUUUUGUUACGAGAAGCUAGAAUUGUUUUUUACAAACAACCGAAUUUAACAAUUAAUUUGAGCUAGUUUCAUGGGUACUGUAUACUUUUCCUAGUUAAAUAACUGUCUUUAAUUUACUGCGGGUUAAUUUAAUAGCCCAUGAUUAUAUAUUUUAGGCAGGCAUAGUUUUUUGCGCGAGUUAAUUGUUCAUCCUAGCAAUCUGUAUACUGCAGGUUACCGAUCGUUCAGGAACCAAUCAAAACGCUGCAUUUUGCAGAUGAACCGCCUUGGCGUAAUUAGAAUAAGAAUUAUUUAUGUGUUUCGCGGGUAUUUGAAAAUUAAUUUUCUUAUGUUAUAGGCAGAAAAUGAGAAAAGAUCUGCAGGUAUUCCAUGAUCACGUGCUGAGUUCUAGACCCGCUCACUGAAGGUUGUUGCCAGGGUAUUAAUUUAUCUUGAAUUGGGAGAUUAUAUUUACCCUUCCGAGGUCUCAGUAAAUAAGUGUUUUGUUAUGUAGUGUCAAAGUAUCAUGAAAUAAUUCACCGGUUAUUGGAGUACGUGAACUUUGAAACCAAAACUAGAUAAAUGGAUGCCGUAAAUGUUUAAUAAAAAACGUUUAAUAAAAUGAACCCUGUGGAACUUCACUGUUUGCACUCAUUCUAUUAUUGACCGGUCAACAAUUGUUUCAUUGUUGACCGGUUGCCCUCUCAUCAAAGCAAGCAGUGAAGAUGACGUUUUGUGGACCGGCACGUGAUACGGUUUUGACGAAUCGGCAAACAGGAAAAUUGAACUUUGACACUUGCUACGUAACAAUUUAGUUUAACUAAUUUGGGGGCCAUUGUGCCUCAUAGCGUUCGUGUACGAAAAGCAAAAAGCUUUAAAAAUCUUAUGUUUUGUCAUGUGCUGAAGACUACCACAAUCUGAUACAAACACACUUUCUAAAUCAGAUCCCCCCUCGGAGAUCUGAGGUUCGUGUCGACAAAAACGUCGUUUGCUUAAGCUCCCCAAUAGCAAUUAUACUGAAUAUUCCAUCCAGUCAUUAUCCAAUGAUCGAGAUGCUCCUUUGUCGUUUCAUCCAAUUAAAAGUUAUUACACUUCCAGAAUUUGCAGUUUGAGUGCACACGAAACAACUAGAAUUCAAGGCUGACGUCGUGAUCCUACUGCAUGUAUAAAUUAUAGCCAAUAUUUUAAAAUUCGAUAAUCAUGGUCUGUUCCGAAAUAAAAAUAUAUUACAAAUAAAACACCUGAAAUGCCAUCCGAAGAUGAUCAUAUACAUAAGGGCCGUUAAGGUAAUUACGUGUUUUUUAUUUAAUCAUUUUUCCUGAUAUAAGCUUGAGGGCGAUUGACGUUCAUGCAUUACUCGUUACAGACGGUCUGUAUGGCUCAGAAAUUUUGAAUCAGCAGCAAAACUACAUUGUUCAGUUGGAGGAAUGGCUUGGUGGCGCAAAGUCGUGGAAGUUAUGUUACCGUGCUACGGAUCAUGGUUGGACAGCAUCUACCUUCCAUUCUCUGUGUGAUUCUAAGAAACCGACUGUCACCAUCAUCCGAUCUCUAUCCUACAUCUUUGGCGCAUACAGCGAUGUAGCUUUUGGAGGUUAGUUUAUCAUGCACCGUGUAUUUUAUGUCUAUUUUGAAAUAAAAAUCAUGUAUGAUUCAAGCAAUUUUGUGUUGAAAAUUAUGCAUCAAACUUCUUCACAGAAUUUUAUCGAUCUCCAACUUUCUUUGUUUCUCGUUCUACCAUAGGUUCGACAGGUUUUAGAAGAAGUACCAAUGCAUUCAUCUUCUCCUUCGUCAACAAAGACAACCUCCCACCCUUCAAAUCUCCUGUCUACAGAUACAAUGGAUAUGCUUUAUACACUAAUGCUGGUUAUGGUCCCACAUUUGGUAGAGGUAAAGAUAUUUGUACUUCAAAUAAUUCCAAUGCAAAUACUGGUUCCUAUACAAAUCUUGGCCGUACCUAUCGACUACCAAGUGGGUAUCGCUGGAGCUCGACCAAGUCGAGGAGUCUUCUCGCUGGCACUUAUAAAUUCACACCUAACGAGGUUGAAACAUUUUAUCUUAAUUAACUUUUGAUUAAAUUUUCAUAACGUAGUUUUGCAUUUAGAAACACAGCAAGAUAGCAAAGAACGUAAAUGAAUGCACUGCACAUCAGUGAAAUUAAAUACGAGUACUGUCAAGUAUACAAGUAUUUUAUGUCACUGUACUAUAGCUACUGAAGUAAUUUGAAUGAAUAAUAAUCAUUGUCUCAGAUAUAUAAACGUCUUCAGUUUUGACUGAUUACUAAUAUAUUUGCCAAAAAGCCCUGGUUUACUUGCAUGGUUUCACCUCACGUCAUCAGCACUAUUUUUAGACGAAUUUGUCAAACACAAUUCCUUGCUUGCAUGCAUGCAAUCCAUCCAUCCAUCCAAAAUGGCAAUAUAGCUCAGUGGUUGUAAACCAUAGAUAUGUUAUAUAAGAUAUCUAGGUUGUAAACCAAUUUUUGCUGUUUUUGUCUUAUUAUUUUUAGCAUAUUGAAGAAAUUUUGACCACAAUUUAAACCGCACUAGCUGGAUGAAAAUUUUUUAGCGCCCUGAAUAUCAUCAACAUCCAAUAUUUCAACAUGGAAAGAUAUUAUUAUUCACCACCUUGUAUGGUCCACAACUAUACACAUCAACUAUAGCAACCUACCAAAAUUGUAAACGAAUCACUACGAAUACAAAAUGACUGUACAACAUCAUGACCGCGGAGAGUGUUUGAAAGCGGGGCUGGGGGGGGGGGGCACGCGAGUGACUGAAGCCUAAUGCGGUCGGAUUAUUUUAACCACAUAUUAUAUAUGUCAAUUGAAUUUUUUUCUUUUACUCUGUGAAAAACUGCAGGGGCAUGUAUGGUACCCCUCCACGGCUCCACCGUCUCUCUGAAACGGCGAACUUACAACGUGACGAUCCGUUCGUAAGAGCAUGCAGGGGCGUUACCUGAAGAUUCUUCUAACAACGUGAGAAUAUGAUGACAUAUAUUCAUUAUCAUAUAAUUAAACCCCACACAGUAUUGUUAAAUUUGACAAUACUAUUGAACCUAAUCGGCUGAGCCUAUUCGAGUGCCUCAACUUGUACCAUGAUAUUUCUUUCGUGCCAAGUCAUACAAACUCAGAGUCUAUUUUAUAACUCCGCAGCGUUUCCCAGAUAACAUGGACAUUUGAGUAAAUUUUGUAUGUUUUUUUUCAUUGAGUGUAUGUUAUUUUGUCUAUUUUCUUACCCUUAAAAAUUGUCAUUCCAUAUUUUUGUUGCUUUUUCCGGGAUUUUUUAGUACAGAAUUGUUCAACAAGUCGUCCAAAAAAUCAUCAGACACUUCGGCAAAAGUGCAAAACGCGAAUUUUCCGCCAUUUUGAAUUUUCUAUUAGUAGGCUAUCACUAAUAGCCUACUAGUAGCGUAGCCAAUCAGAAGGCACGAAAUGUGAUAGCCUACUAGUAGGUUUAUACUAAUUAACAGUUAUUCUACGAACUCGAGUGGAAUAUGAGCUGAUAGCCGAUGAGGCGCGUAGCGCCGAAUCGGCUAUCGCUCAUAUUCGACGAGAGUGAGUGGAAUAACUGUUUUAUUAUAUACACAAGGUCUGAAUUCACAGACUUUGCUUUUCGAAUAUUUUCAAUAUUUUUUAUUUUGUUUAUGUUUUUAUCUUCGCUCUUUCGGCCGAUUAUUUUUUCAAAAAUAUAUAUUUUUAACCAUUUUAAAUUUUAAAAAUUUAUUUGCUAACCUGAAAACAAUUUGUGGAAGUUUUUUCAUUGUUUUUAAUCCUGUGAAGGCUAUAAAAAGCGAACAACUUGCCGUUUUCUCGUUCGCAAAACAUCGUAAAUUCAGUCUGGCCGCCAUUUUGUUUUUCUCUACUAGCAGGAUAUGAGCUAAUAUCCUGCUAGUAGAGAACCAAUCAGAUUGCAGAAUACCUCAUAUCCAGACCUUGUGUAUAUAAUAAUAUCACUUAGUGACGAUUCGUUCGUUCGUUCGAGUAUGGGCGUACCUAAAGAUUCUUGCAACAAGAUGGGAGUACUGAUAACAUAUAUACAUUAUCAUAUCGUUAAACCUUGACACAGUAUCGUUAAUUAACAUAGUCUUUUUUGGGUCUGCCAUGGAUGCGUUUACACAAGAAAUCUGGCUAAAAACCACACAACACGGGUCCUGUAAAUUUGAUCAUUAUAUAUUGAUUAAAAAAUGAAGUAGAAGUCAAAAUUCUGCUGAGUACUGAUAUCAGUAGCUCAUAUUAAAAUUUAAAAUCCAUAAUCAAGGAAAUUGGCCUUACAUCAGUCCGUGUACACAGAAGACCUGAUUCGAGAAUGAAUUAGGACUGAGCUAGGAUCAGAGUUUCGGGCAACCCCUUUUGUUUUGGUUGGUCUGAAAUUAUGGUUGCAGGCCCUAUCGAGCGGUUUCUAUAGUUUACGACGAAGCUUACGACCCUAACAGAAUAUUUGUCUUCCAGUUCGACCAUGUGAAUCGAUGUGACAGUGGACCCUGUAAAAAUGGAGGAAAUUGUACUGAUGGAAUAAAAUGUUUCCAAUGUGAAUGCCCCCCCCCCCCCUGACUGUUCACAAUUGGUAAGAUACAGGCUUAGCAUUUAAUUAGGAAUGAUGUUUCAUAUUCAGUUCAACCAUGUGAAAUUCAAUCCUGCAAGAACAAUGGUGUUUGUGUGAAUAAAAAAGGAUAUAUAAGGAGCGAUUUGGAGGAACAUUUUGUAACAGAAGAGGUCUUUUCCAGCAAGUCAAUGAAUAAGGGUUCAACGAGUAAUAGCAAUUAUAUAUUAGGCAGGUCAUUCGUUCUCGAUCCUACAUCUUUGGUGCAUGCAGCGAUGUAGCUUUUCGAGGUUAGUUUAUACCUGCAUUUUUUUAUUUUGAAAUGAAAAAGCACGCUUGUACGAUUCAAGCAAUAUAAAAAUGAAAAUUACGCAUCAAGCUUCUCCACAGAAUUUUAUCGAUCUCGCUUUUUUCGUGAAACAUUUUGAUCCGCAAAAUUAAAGUUCGAAGUUACAACCAUCCUGGAUUAACAUUUACUCCAAUGAAAUCGGUGAAUAUCGUUUCCGUCAAUUUCGAAUUUUAAAUUUCAUUCCUAACUCAAAUUUUGACUAGUGGCUGUCCGUAGCAUGAAAAGUGCAAGAGGCUGAGAUGUUACAUAUAGUUUAGAUAUUUCAAUGCAUUUCAGGUUUCAACUUGCUUUGUUUCUUCUUUUACUUUAGGUUCGGCGAAAGGUUACAGAAGUAGUUCCAAUGCAUUUAUCUUCUCUUUCGUGAAUAAAGACAACCUCGCAUCCUUCAAAUCCGCUCCUGUCAGAAACAGUGGAAAGGCUUUAUACAUUGAAUCUACUUAUGGUCCCACAUUUGGUUAUGGUCAUGAUAUUUAUAUUGCAAAUAAUGCCAAUGAAAAUACUGAUUCCUACACAAAUUUUGGCCAUACCUAUCGACCACCAAGCUGGUAUUCCUCCAGCUCAACCAAAGCAAAGAAUCUUCUCGCUGGCACUUAUAAAUUCACACCUAAAGAGGUUGAAACAUUUUAUCUUAAUUAACUUUUGAUUAAAUUUUCAAGACGUUGAUUUUGCAUUUAGAAACACAGUAAGAUAGAAAAUAACGUAAAUGAAUGCACUGCACAUCAGUGAAAUUAAAUACGAGUAUUGCCAAGUAUACGAGUAUUUUAUCUUGCUGUACUAUAGCUACUGUCAAUAAAUGAGCUGUAUUUAAGUAAUUUGAAUGAAAAAUAAUCAUUGUCUCAGAUAUAACGUGUUCAGUUUUCACUGAUUUUACACUAAUAUAUUUGCCAAACAGCCCUGGUAAACCUCGGUUUCACCUUACGUCAUUGCAUCAGCACCAUUUUUGGACGAAUUUGACAAACAAAUUCCUAUCCUUGCUUGCAUGCAUGCAAUCCACCCAUCCAUCCAAAAUGGUGAUUACUUGCAAACCAUCUUUCGCUGUUUUUGUCUUGUUAUUAUUUACAUUUCAACAAAAUUUUGAUGAUAAGUAAUUAAAAUUACCAAAUCUGGUCACACUGAUUUCAACAAAAUUUUGACCGCAAUUAAAGUGGCACCCUGGAUGAAAAUUUUUCAGAACCCUGAAAUAUCAUCAACAUUCAAUAUUUCAAGAUGGAAAGAUAUGAAUAUUCAUCACCUUUCAAUGGUCCACAACUAUGUACAUCAACUAUAUAACAACCGACCAAAGUCGUGAUGGCAUCUCUAUACGGAACACAAGAUAGUCCUACAAUAACGUCAUGACUAUUGAAAAAAAAAAGUUGCCAGAUUUGGAUUGGAUUAGGGUUAGACUAAGAUUAGAUUAGAAUUAGAGGUUAGGGUGGGGGUUGGGUUGGGGUUAGGUUAAAAAUUAAGGCAAUGUCUUAAUUUGAACGCUUUCUACAAUUAAAACAAAGCCUUAAUUUUCGGAAGAGAUCGACCGGCCGGGGGGGGGGGCGGCACACGGAAACAUUUCCGUGUUGACUACAGAUAUAUCAACACGAGUGGAAAUAGGGAAAACGAGCCAUUGGCUCUAAAAAUUUAUCACCCAAAAUGGCGUAAGUCAAAAAAUUAGGGACCGGUAAUAAAGUACAGGGGGGGGGGGGAGCUGGAAAAAACAGGGAGUGGGUCAUCGAAUUUUGAACAUCUAAAAGGGGGUGGUUCAUUGGAAACUUAACAGCAGUUUGUUUUUAGUAAAAUGUGUUUGAUUUAUAUAGGUUUCAAAAGAUAGAGAACAUUAUUAAAUAUUAUCUUUUAUCUUUACAAAACAUGGAUAGAAAAAUGUCAAUGAAGAAAUACAAUAAGUAUUAAACACAGGGUUCCGGAGAAUAUAUAUUUGGAUUUAAUCACGGUUAAUUUAUCACGGUUUUAUCAGAAACAAAUAAAAGAUAUCAUUAAUAUUUUUUAUUAUAUAUAAAGUAUAGUGCUUUACAGAGAUUUCGAGCACUGAUAAAAGUGAUAAUCUCACAUGUGAGAUUAUUCAUGAUAAUCUCACAUGUAAAAAUUAUCGCUUUUCAAUUAUCGCUUUUCUGAAAAAAUUAUCGCUUUUCAAAGACUGUCCUUUAUAUAAUAAAUAUAAAAAAUAAUAAAUAUAAUAUCAUGUUCAACACUCGAAAUAAAUCUGGUAUUCCGCACACUCAUGUAUUAUUCUCUAUAUAAACUAGGGUACCUGCAAGGUAGGGAUUACUGCGGGCAUUAAGAGAAAAUAGAACUAAAUUAGUCAACCGUAUACAAAUUAUUACAAUAUAUGCUGCGGGUUCUAUUUGAGCUGUUGCACAGCUGUGAACUGCAUGACGUCGAUCCAAAUAGUCCUCCUAAGGACUAAAUAGUAAAUAAAUUGCACAGAUCAGUCGACGUAAAAGAUUCUAAAAUUAUGUCAGUAAAUUUCGGGACGACGAUAUUAUUUUUCCUUUGCAUAACUCUACAGCGCUUGGCUGUUGGGUACGAGUGUCAUCGCGAGGGACAGUUUGUCAAAGUGGAACCAGGUAUGAAUUUAUGUUUCGUACACGUCACAUGCCUCCAGAUUUGAUAGCAUUCCAAAAAGUAACUUUGUAAUUGUAACUGCUUUGACCUCAGUUUACUUUUUCGAAUGUUGCCUUUCCCUCAAAAAUAAAGCCCCAAAGGCGCACUGAAAAUGCCAAUAUUUUUAACGGUGUCCCGCACACGUUACGUCGGCCCGGGUUUUUAGUGUUCUACGGAACAAACAACUGCAUAUGUCUAGGGGUAUUCUGAUCCACUUAAAAGACUAAAUUUAAAAGCUCAGUAUACUAGUAUAUGUGUGAUAACUCUGUCUACAUGCAUUUGCUUAGCUUAACUAUAAUACGACAUAAAUUACCAGGAAACAGAAACUGCUUGCGAGAAUACUGAUAUAACUCGAGUAUCAGUUUCCAUUGUUUCCUUGUUCCCCAAAAAAGAUUUCACUAUAUGUUCCCUUGUCUCCUGUGAUUUUUCGCGGCUUUGUUUCCUAAAACUCCUCGAGACCCUCGACUAUAAGGCCGAUUUACACAUACACAACUUCUGCCUAAAACUGUCGCCGAUGCAAUCUGCUUACAACUUGUACUGUAUAAAUCAAGAACACAACUCAUCUACCACAACGUUAGCGAGUUGUGUGCUUGACUUGCACAGUACAACUCAAGUUGUAAGCAUGUUGCAUGCGACAGUUUUAUGCAAAAGUUUGUAGUUUAAAUCGGCCUUUAUACGAUACUCAUUCGGAUCGAUAAUCGCUAUAAUUAAUCAAGGACAGCUAAGUGCUUAGCAACUAAAUUCCAAAAUAAAUGGUUGCAUAUUAUUAAUGUGGUCAAAACUACAAAGAGUACCGGUGCAGGUGGAAAUCAAAACAUUGGUCCAUGUUGUUUUGAAUGUUGUCAUCAUUUUCAUAUCUUCAAUUAGUUUUUGCUGUUUUGUUUAAAAUACAUGCGUUUGUUUUUACGUAAUGGACCGCCGCGGGUGAUUCUCAGUCAAUCACAGUCCGCCAUUUCACUGCAAGUGAUGCUUGCCAUAUAAUAAAUAAUGGCGAUAAUAGAUGCGAGCAAGAUAAACAACACUCUCUGACAAGUUUCCACCAAAUUUGAACGAAUCUAAAACUAAUCUUACAUACUAGUAUAUACUUAUGUAGAAUACUGAGGCAUAUAAGGGCCUCUGUCGGCGCCCUUAUAUAGGCCUUUGUCACGAGGCUUUGGCUUGAUCGAGCAACAAACAGCACCCCGCGUAAUUGACUAAAAUCUAUUAUAUUUCAUCAAAGCAUGCAUGUGACAGUGUAACCUGCACAACCCUAUAUAUUGUAACAUUCAUAUACUAAUUCUAACCGUUCGUCUCCUUUUUUAAAGAUGGACUGCCUCAACUCAACCCAAUUAAGGUUACCACGACAACCGAAGGGACCUUCUGCUCCAUAAAAUGUCUUGAUUACCCAGGAUGCAAUUCAUUUGCAUACCUAAAUUAUACAUCAAGCGCGAAUUGUUUGCUAAGCAGUAGUGUCGAUGGAGCGUCAGUGAGUGGAGCUAGUGGUGUGGUCGAAAUUUAUAAGAAGGCUGUGGUAGAAGUUCAUAAGGUGAGUUUUUGUAACCCUCUAAUAAGCCCCCACCCCUCUUAAAUAAGCCCUCUUCUCUAUCUCUCCAAACAGAAGACAUGUUUUUGUACAAGCGCAACAGUUACCCGAAAAAGUUGAAAAGUCGAAGCUCCCUGGUAACUCCCUAUGGCACCGAAUUAAAGAAGUAUGGGGAACAAAAAUGCUACAAAAAAUUGCUUCAUAAUUAGUUUUCGUGCUUUGCAGUUGGAUGACUUGGUGGGGGCUAAAAUAUAUACGACGUAAAAUAGUUUUAGGACGGCUUAACCCCUUAUAAAAAUUUUACGGGUGUAGAAGCGGCGCAUCGGAAGAGAGUGCCGUGGUGCUAUAACGAGUAUAAAUAUAUUUACGGUACGACUUAGUCUCCUUCGCGCCAAUCUCGUUCCCCGAGCCUGCGAUCCUCGGGAAGGAACGUGAGGCUCUGGGAUAAUCCGUUUCAGGGAGGAAUCUGAUUGGCCGUUGAAAUGGAAUGCGUAGUUCAAUUAUAGUUCAAUCUUAGCCAGGAUUCCUGGCUUCCGGCAACGGAUUAUCCCAGAGCCUCGCGUUCCUUCCCGAGGAUCGCAGGCUCUGGGAACGAGAUUGCCUUCGCGCGCGUUUUUCAAAUAACUCGAACGUGUGCUCCCCAGGUAAGACUGCAGCGUUCAUACAAGACGGACGGAUUCGGAACUACACGCUACUUCGACCGAAGUGGAGAACGUCUUGUUAGGAAUAAUUAUAUAUGUAAUUGUUUCUCUUGAAGGCCUGAAGUUUAUUUUUGUUUCAAUAUCUUCUUAUCAUAGGGAUGCGAUCCAAACCCCUGCCUCAGUGGAGGGACCUGUCUGGACACAUGUGAGGAGCCAUUUUAUCACUGCGUUUGUCCCGAAAAAACAACAGGACACAACUGCACGGUUAUCUUAUGUAAGUGCUUGAUUCUCAUUUCAGUAGCUUCAUGGUGGAUCAUGUUAAAUGCACGCAACUUACAAUCGUGGGAUUCAUAUUUGAUUUGCACCACCGCUAUCGAUAAGGGACCUUAACCAAACAGAUGCGUUUAAUAUAUCUGAAAUAAUAAUCAGAUGCGAUUUAAUCUAAGCCAGUGAGAGGUUGUGAUGCGUACUAAGCCAGUGAGAGGUUGUGGUACCUGUAGUGGAUGUCAAAUCUGAACCUCCCAGUCUAAAAUUACAACACCAUCAUGCAUUGUCCUAACCACCGCAAACACUAUAUAUAUACGCUCGCUCGCUUCAGGCUCGCUCGCUCCGCAGCAAUUAUAUAUUCACUAUAUACAGACACACGUCUGGAACGCCUGUAGGAAUCACUGUAUAGGAAAAGUUCCGUGCACGUACGUACAAUGCACAAUGCACCAUAGUGCAUUCCGCUUGAGCUCAAUGAGUCACAAACUGUGGGCUCUCGCCCCCAUUAUUACAGUUCCCGAAUUUGCAGUUUGAGUGCAUAUACGAAGCAACUAUAGAAUUCAAGGCUGACAUGCAUUCAAGAAAAUUCGAUAAUGGUCUAUUCCUAAAUAAAAAAAUUAUUAUAAAUACUGUAUCGUUAAGGUAAUUUAGUGUUUUGUAUUUAAUCAUUUUUCUGAUGUAAGCUUGAGGAUAAUUGACGUUCAUGCAUUAUUCGUUGCAGACGGUCUGAAUGGCUCAGAAAUUUUGAAUCAGCAGCAAAACUACAUUGUUCAGUUAGAGGAAUGGCUUGGUGGCGUAAAGUCGUGGAAGUUAUGUUACCGUGCUACGGAUGAUGGUUGGACAGGAUCUACCUUCCAUUCUCGGUGUGAUUUUAAGAAACCGACUGUCACCAUCAUCCGUUCUGGAUCCUACAUCUUUGGCGCAUACUGCGAUGUAGCUUUUGGAAGUUAGUUUAUAAUUGAAUUUUUUUAUUUUGAAUUACAAAGCAUGCUUGUAUACGAUCAAAGCAAUAUCGAUCUCGAUUUUUCUCGAAACAUUUUGAUCUGUAAAAAUUACUCAAAGUUACGACUAAAUUGGAUUAACAUUUUACUCCAAUGAAAUCGGUAAAAAUCCCUUCAGUCAAUUACCAAUUUUAAAUUAAUUCCAGCAAGAAAAUAGUAAGACCUGGAUGUUGCAUAUAGUUCAAAUAUUCAAUACAUUUAACAAUUUUUCGCCGAAGGCGAGGUGAUUAUCGGAGAAUAUUCGCCGAGACGAAGUCGAGGUGAAUUCAAUAUUCCCCGAUAAUCACCGAGCCUGAGGCGAAUAAUUGUUUUAGUAUUUUUGUAUUUUUGGGAACUAAAUUUAUUUUAAUUUCGCUUAUUUCUUUAUCAGUAUAACGUCCACAAAACGGCUAGCCGUCAUUUUAAAAAUUUUGCGAUUUUGUUAUAUUCACCUGCAUGUAUAGGUGAAUAUUUAACAAUUAUUCGCCGAAGGCGAGGUGAUUAUCGGGGAAUAUUCGCCGAGACGAAGUCGAGGUGAAUAUUCCCCGAUAAUCACCGAGCCUGAGGCGGAUAAUUGUUUUAGUAUUUUUACACAUGCAAGCUUUUGUGUUUUUUGAGACUGAAUUUAUUUUAAUUUCGCUUAUUUCUUUGUCAGGAAAUUUCCACAAAACGGGUAGCCGCCAUUUUGAAAAUUUCUGUUUUGUUAUAUUGACCUGUAGAACCUGUAGGUGAAUAUAUAUAACAGCUUAUUACGUCAAUGUUUACCAAUCAACUUGUAGGAUUUGUUAUGUUCACUUGUGCAGAAAUACUAAUUUAGGUUUCAACCUUCUUUGUUUCUCAUUUUUCCUUAGAUUCAUCAGGUUCUCCUUUUUCUUUAGAUUCGUCAGGUUACAGAAGUAGUUCCAAUACAGCUUAAUACGUCAAAUUUGACCAAUCAACUUGUAGGAUUUGUUAUGUUCACUUGUGCAGAAAUACUAAUUCAGGUUUCAACCUUCUUUGUUUCUCAUUUUUCCUUAGAUUCAUCAGGUUCUCCUUUUUCUUUAGAUUCGUCAGGUUACAGAAGUAGUUCCAAUGCAUUUAUCUUCUCCUUCGUGAAUAAAGACAACCUCGCACCCUUCAAAUCUGCUGUCAAAACCAAUCAAUAUGCUUUAUACUCUACACCUACUUAUGGUCCUACAUUUGGUGGUGGUCAUGAUAUUCGUAUUCCAAAUAAUGCCAAUGCAAAAAAUAAUGUUUCCUACACAAAUUUUGGCCAUUCCUAUCAGACACCAAGCGGGUAUUCCUACAGCUCAACCAAGGCGAAGGAACUUCUCGCUGGCACUUAUAACUUCGCACCUAACGAG
Paramuricea clavata is the source of this 12487-nucleotide messenger RNA. The record is from the annotation of a GenBank genome assembly. Lineage: Eukaryota; Metazoa; Cnidaria; Anthozoa; Malacalcyonacea; Plexauridae.